Messenger RNA from Rhincodon typus (whale shark), 1675 nucleotides. Its product is annotated as extracellular serine/threonine protein kinase FAM20C-like. Gene Ontology annotation, cellular component: Golgi apparatus. Lineage: Eukaryota; Metazoa; Chordata; Chondrichthyes; Orectolobiformes; Rhincodontidae. Bases 821 to 1675 code for a protein of 284 amino acids. The record is from RefSeq and is a predicted model, not a curated record. Gene Ontology annotation, molecular function: protein serine/threonine kinase activity. Gene Ontology annotation, biological process: protein phosphorylation. The transcript is spliced from 2 exons.
UCACUCUGAUUGGAAGCCGCGGUGGAUGCGUGUUGCCUGAGGUCUGGGGCUGGGGAGGAGGGGAUUUGAAGCUGGCAUCAGCUUCCCGACACCCGGGAGUCCAGCCCUCCGCCCAAACGUGACGUUUUCCUUCCCUUCACUGGGGGACGGCUAAAUAAAACAUUUGCACAUCUGGCAGGCUCAUAGCUACUGGAGACACACACACACACAUAGAGGGAAAGACGGAGAGGAAGAGAGAUGUUUGCUGCAAGGCUUCAUUCACUCUGAUCCUGUAACAAUCUCACAGCCCCACACCUGUCUCCCUGGGCUGACACAUGCAACGCAGGAGCCUGAGAGAAGAGAGCGGAGCUGCCUCGUCCGGUUGGAGGAGGGUUUGUAACUGGGCAGUGGGGAGUUUCAACACUGCUCCUUGAGGGGGAGGAGAGACGGGCGGAAGAUUUCGUCUGUCUUAUGUGUUUCAUUUGGACAUUCGACCAUUGCCACCGACAUUACAUUUUAAAACAAAACAUGUUUUAUUUUUCUUCGGGGUGUCUGUUGUGUCUGGUUUUCUGAGUCAAUGAAAGGUUAAGGACAAAAAGGAAAACAAACACACACUGCGCCAAAUAGAUACAUUUAUUUUCCGCAACUGGGAAGCGCCAGGACUAACGAUGGAGACGGGCUCAAUGCAGAUUCUUCCAAAUGAAACGGGCCGCUUUGCAGCUGAAUUGAAAUCGUUUUAAUCUCUGUACGGUUCGGUUCGGGAGCCUGACUUUUUUCUGAGCACUCCCCACCCCCCCCCCCCCCCCCCCCCCCUCCACCUCCCGUCAGCUCGAUCCCAGCAAUGAUGCUGCUCCGCAGAUUCCGGGUGCUUAUCGUCAUGGUCUUUCUGAUCGCCUGCACCAUGCACAUUCUCAUUGACCUGCUGCCCAGGCUGGAGAGGAGACCGGAGCCGGGGCUUUCCGGAGGAGGGGCUGGACCGGGCUGCCCCUGUCAGCACCGGGACUCGCUGCUUGUUGGCCCCGAGCUGCAGCCGGGGCUCCCGGCCUGGGGCAAGCCACUAGCUGGGGCCGCUCCUCCAGGAGGGGGUGCCGGAGGAGAUGCUGUUGUCUGGCCCAACAAACACACCCUCCGGAUCUUGCAGGAUUUCAGCAGCGACCAGGCAGCCGGCUCCAACCGGAGCGGCUCGCAGCCCCUGGCUAAGGCUGAGGAAACCGGACUGAGAGUGGGUGAGGAACACAACAAGAGGCUGAUCCCAGAUCGGGUCCUGGACGCUGUAAUCCGAGCUCCCGGCCAGUACUCCAAACUGACUGCACUCUUCAAACAUCCUAAUUACCAGAGCCCGAUCCCAGCACUUACACAAGGAGAAAUCUUGUUCAACAUUAAUACGGACAUAAAGUUUAACCCUAAACUUCCCCGUGACUGGGUGAAUGAAGAUGAGGAAGACCUUGCAGCGACUGGCGAUCCCCCCAUAGACUCGUACCCCAACUGGUUAAAAUUUCACAUCGGGAUAAACCGCUAUGAGUUAUAUUCUCGCCGCAAUCCAGCCAUUGAAGCUUUGCUGGAAGAUCUAGUGAGCCAGCAGAUCUCCAGCGUAGGUGAGGAAAAUCUCUAUUUGAAUAACUGCUCCCUUGCUCUAACAUGCUUCUUUGUCCUUGCAUAUUCCGCACAUGCCCCUCCCCGCCCCCGAACUAAUUAG